GGAAGCCCCUCCUAUAAACUACUUGCGCCUGACUCGCCCAAAACACUACUAUUAUACCGCGCAAGGAAAUGGCACCACAAAAGUCCGUUACCGAAGUGCCACGGUCUAUACUCCCUCGCUUGACAUGGAACGGCUCCUCUGCUCGGACUACUUUUCCUCCCCCCCAGAACAACAUUCUAUCAGCAAGGCAACAACAGAAAACGCUACGCAUAUAUAGCUGGAACUCUGCCGGACGACAACUACAUACUUUGACCCUUUCUCCUCACUCUUCUACAUUCAUCUCCGCAACAAUCCGAGAGCCAACCUUAUCAUCGCGAUCUAGACGAUUACCCGAAUCAACCAGUCGUCCAACAUGUCGACCAGCAGUGCUCCCAGGCAACCCUAUCCGAUAUAAUGGUGUCUACGUCGCCGCGUUCAAACCAGCUCGGCGCGCUUUUCAUGCUUCCGCCCCCCAACGAAGGGACCACCAUUUCGAUACGUUAAAGUUCGUUCAGCGGUUGAAAGAGGAGGGUUUCAGUGAGGAACAGGCUGUCGCGAUGAUGCGGGUCCUAAAUGAUGUUAUUCAAGAGUCUAUUCAGAAUCUAACCCGGACAAUGGUCCUCAGAGAAGACACCGAGAGAUCGACGUAUACCCAGAAAGUCGAUUUCGCCAAACUCCGCUCCGAAUUACUCAACGCAGAUUCAACUGAAGCACAACUAACGCGUUCAUCACAUGAGAAGAUUGCUGCAGAUCUGGCUAAGCUCAAUUCACGACUUCGAGAUGAGAUUGGGCGCACGCAAGCAUCUGUUCGUCUGGACCUAAACCUGGAAAAAGGUCGUAUUCGAGAAGAAGCAAACAGUCAAGAAAUGCGAAUAAAAGAGACGGAAACGCGAAUCGAGCAGGAGGUCGCGGGUUUGAGAGAGCGUGUAGAGGCCGUGAAGUUCUCUACGCUACAGUGGCUGAUGGGUGUUUGCACCGGUACCGCCGCUUUGAUUCUCGGUGCCUGGCGUCUUUUCAUGUGAGUCGAAGGCUUGUUUGUGAGUAGGAUGGAGAAGAAGGGAGAGAAAGUAUUUAAUAGUGUGCUUGUCUGGUUGGGAGAGGACUCAGGAGCUUCACAUAUUGUAUAUUAGAACUACCAUGCGCUCUGAUCCUGGACUAUACCCCGGACCAUAUCACCAGAGAAGGGAUGUCUCCCGUUUCAAUCCCUUUGUUUCGCUAAGCAACAGCCCGGUUUCAUUCUAUUGUUAUUUUGACAUC
This is a messenger RNA of Aspergillus pseudotamarii, 1236 nucleotides long. Its product is annotated as CCDC90 family protein. The transcript is spliced from 3 exons. Gene Ontology annotation, cellular component: mitochondrion. The record is from RefSeq and is a predicted model, not a curated record. The coding region runs from base 69 to 1001 and encodes 310 amino acids. NCBI's taxonomy places the organism in Eukaryota, Fungi, Ascomycota, Eurotiomycetes, Eurotiales, Aspergillaceae.